Thrips palmi is the source of this 3836-nucleotide messenger RNA. RefSeq names its product nuclear exosome regulator NRDE2. The transcript has 17 exons. Gene Ontology annotation, biological process: regulatory ncRNA-mediated post-transcriptional gene silencing; negative regulation of RNA catabolic process. Bases 135 to 3680 code for a protein of 1181 amino acids. The record is from RefSeq and is a predicted model, not a curated record. Gene Ontology annotation, cellular component: catalytic step 2 spliceosome. Lineage: Eukaryota; Metazoa; Arthropoda; Insecta; Thysanoptera; Thripidae.
GGGUUUUGUUUUGCUUCUAUGAGAAACUAUCAAACCAGAAGCAAAACAUUUCAUUCAACGACAACGACUUGUUUUGGAAUACGUAAUUUCUUUUGACACGAAUGCAGCGUUUUAAGUGAAUCAUCACCAGUGAAAUGUUUGCAGCUUAUGCCGAGAAAGACAAGGAACAAAGUAAAUCAACGGAUGGUGCGGAAAAGAUCGUUAAUAAAGACAUCGAUUGGUUGUCAAACUCAAGUUUUCAAGUUGAAUCGGGACUUAUAUCCAAUGUCCAAGGUGCAAGUGGCUUAAGUAACCAGCCUGAGGUGCCCCCUUUCCAAACCUCAGAGGAGAAUGAUACAGAGCCUAGUUCUAGAGAAAGCGAUUCGGAGGAUGAAGUGCGCUCUCAUACACCCCGCACUCCACCCAGUGAUAGCCCAAAUGAAAGUGUGAAAGCUCCCCACACACCAUCAAGUGAUGGAGAACUCAGCCCUUGCACUCCUCCAGGCUCACCCAGCAAGUCCAGGAGCUCUUCGAGCUCGUCAUCAAUAGAGGAGGUCUACAGAAGAAGAUCCAAGUCUCGAAAAAGAAGUCGGAGUUGUAGUAGGUCUAGAAGUCCAUAUAAGAAGCGAUCAAGCAGUCGAAGGAGGAGUCAUGACAGAGACUAUGCUAAAAGAAGAAUAAGCAGAAGUAGGAGUAGAAGUAGGGAUAGGAGAAGAAGGCAUAAAAGCAGAAGUAGGAGUGUAAGUAGGGAUAGGAGAAGAAGGCAUAAAAGCAGAAGUAGAAGCCGAAGCAUUGAAAGAUCAAAAUCAAGAAGAGAAAAAUACAAUAAAGACUCUAAAUCUAGGAGAUCCUCUGAAAAAAGCAGAGAUACAAGUAAUUCAAAAUCGAAGUAUAGCAGAUUGGUAGAUAGUUCAACAGAGCAUCAUGAUAUAUUUUAUGAGGACAAAGCAAGGGCCUUUGGCAACUUAAAUGUUAUUACUCUAUCAAGACCAGCAGUUGCAUGGUAUCACAUUAGUAAAUUUGGCUUAGGGAUUCCUAAGCGUUUUUCAAUUCCAUCUAAAAAACAUACCCUUAAGCAUAGAUACUACAACAAAAUAUUAAAAGAGUUAAAAGCAGAUGUUUUAUCAUCCAAAGCAAGCAAAGAUAGCAAGGAAGAAAGACAAAUUGGACAAGUUCAAGGUAAUGUGAAUGAUGUGGAAGAAGAAAUUUCAAAAAUAACUGCUAAAUUUAAUCAAGAUUUAUCUGAAAAUCCAAACAAUAUCGAUACCUGGAAGAAUUAUGUUAAAUUUCAAGAUGUAGUUCAUCAAUUUGAAAGAGUCUAUAGGCGAGGUGGCGGUGCAACUGGUGCCCGUGUUACGGCUGAACGUAAGCUAUCCAUUUUAGACAAGGCUCUGAAGGAGAACCCUAUGUGUGAGGAACUUUUGAAAGAGCGCUGUCAGCUUGCUGAAUCAGUUCUUCCCAGUGACAAGUUAACAUCUCAAUUAAAAUCAUGGAUAGGAAAAGACCCUUGCAACAUCAUUCUCUGGGAGGCACUAAUCAUGGCCUCUCAAGGAUCCCUGUCAACAUGCAAAGUUCCAGCUGUGAAAUCUCUCUAUCAGGAAGCUCUAUCAAAUAUAAACAGUCAAAAAAGAGGAAAUGGCGACUCAGCUAAAACCAUUGAAGGCAAAAUAAUUGAAUUGGUCUUGCACCUUGGGCUCUUUCUAAGACAGGCUGGACUGCUAGAAUUAAUGUGGUCCCUCAUAAGUAUUUAUUUGGAAUUCAAUAUUGCAAAGCUAGAUCCAUCAAAGUUUCACAUUACCAAUACUGUUGCGGAUAAUGCCUUGACUGAACUUGAAGAAGCCAUUCUUGGAUCACAAUUGCCCCUGCCUACCUUAUGGUUGCGUGUCGAGACACUGCGUGCUGGUACACAUUGGGUGCCUCUUCCAUCUGACAGUGACAGUGAAGAUCCACAAAGACUUGUCUUUCCCGAAGAUGUCAAUGAUUUGAUUCAUCCCAUAAACUGCCCUCACUUGACGUUCCGUUUAGUGACAGUGACACUCUCACUGCUAAAGGUACCGAUUCUACCAUGGCGUGAAUGCGCAGCUACAGCUGCUGGAUUACAUCCACUUCCUUGGCUCCUGGAUGGGCCUGAACCGCUUUACUCAGCAUUAUUGCCCCUGGGCACAUUGGAGUUCAAAGAGACAAGUUCCCUUUUAUUAGAUGGAGCACAACUUGCUUGUGGACCACAAUAUUUAAUAGCUCGACCAGGCCAGGAUGAGUACAUAGAUUUCUUGACUCAAGUUUUCUCCAAUUGUUCUGACUGCUUACCUCCUCAUCAGAGAACGUUCCUCCAAGUUUGGUGGCUUAGAUUUUAUCGGUGGCUGAUGCAGUUGGAGCGCUUGGGCCAUUGCAAAUUGCCUCGAGGUCGAAAGAAAAAAAUGCGAGCUACAGCCAAGGACUUGCUCAGACAAAACAGUAAUAGGAGCAAUUUAUUGUUGUUUAAAGAAUUUGCGCUUCUUGAGUUAGAAAAUGGUGGUGUGAAAGAUGCACGUAAGGUUUUACAAGGUUCCAUUGCAGCCCUUCCAAGCAACAAACCUGUACCAGUUUCUACUGAUCGAGCCUAUAUCUGCGCCCUAUAUCGCACUUUAGUGGAAGUUAAUCUGUCUUUCACUCACACUCAGCAUCAGGAAGAUGGCCACUCUCUGAAUGAGUCUAGAUCAGAAGAUCGAACAAAAUCAUUGUGUCUACUUGUUUCUCUGGGAAAAGGAGCGCCUCUGAAAGAUGAAAAACCAACCAGUACGGAUAUUGCUACAGCCCUUUCCAAAUUUAACCACAUUACCAGAGAAACAUUAGAUCGGCCUUCAGAGGAGGAGCUAGACCCAUUCAUGGCUCCUGAUGUUUGUCAUGUUGCUUCAACAUUUUUGGUAGAAUGGACAGCUUGUCAUGGCUGGCUCCUCUUUCUAUCUCAUUCAAUUUGGAAAGCAGCUGCUAUGAUUGAGAAUGUACUGUCUGAAUUAAAAGUUGCCACUCCUGAAACAUCUGGUGGCAGCACUUCAUUUGUUCAUGACAACUUUGUUCAACUGCAACGAGAAGCAAUUCUAGAAACCUAUGUUUCACUGUUAAGACAUCACUGCCAUGAGAGUCGAGGAUCUUAUGCAGUUCUUCGCAAGACUAUACUCCGUGGCCUUAAAGAGUUUCCAAGUAAUCUCACAUUUUUAGCAGCGCUGGCUGAUUUGGAGAGUUGCAGCAGUGGAACUGGUUUGCCACUUUGGCGGUUGUCAAAGAUGUUCUAUGAUUUGAACUCUGCCCCUGCUUAUGUCCUCUUUGUGUUUGUAAUGAAGUAUCGAUUGAAGCAACAAGAAUCAGCUGCACAUGUUGCUCAUGGUGUCCUCAAUCAAGGUGGGCCAGAGCUACCUGACCCAAAUGUAAAAAAUCGCAUGUCAACUCUGCUGAAAAAACUUACCAAGCACCCAUUGAUGCGCCGCUGUCCUCUGUUGUGGCGUCUUAGAUUGCAAUUUGCUGCUGCUGUUCAUAGCAGUGAUGCUGAAUACUCGAGUACAUUUUACCUGGCAUUAGAAGAUUGUCCUUGGGUUAAGGCACUUUUCAUGGAUAUUGUUCAAGUCCUCCCUACUCAGCUGGAGCAAGUGCAGGACCUGUUGGUUGAGAAAGAGCUUCGUUUGCAUGUUACUCCUGAAGAGUUGGAAAUCCUUCGUGUUGAAUAGCAAAUGCUCAGAUAAUUUUGAACUUUUUAUUUCUUGAAAUAUUAUUAAAGAUAAUAAAAACCAAAUUUAAUAUUUUAGUGCAAAUAACACGCUGUCAACGGUAAAGAACUUCAUGGCAAAACUUUAAUAACAAUUAAAAUGGAAAUCCAUUUAUUA